Molecule: messenger RNA, 4510 nt
Organism: Antechinus flavipes (yellow-footed antechinus)
Lineage: Eukaryota; Metazoa; Chordata; Mammalia; Dasyuromorphia; Dasyuridae
Exons: 2
Coding region: 981-3200 (739 amino acids)
Source: RefSeq, a predicted model, not a curated record
AGGAACGGGAGAAUGCGGCCAGCGAAGAGAGCCACAAAGGUCUCUCCCUCUCCUCCACUGGCCAGGGAAGCUGGAGCGGCGCCCCGAACCACCCUCUGGCAGCACGGGCUGAGGGGACACAAUGAGGAGCUGCACCCAAGCCGGCCUUGAGAAGAAGGCAGAGGGAGACGAGCCCCUGGGGCGGCCGGAGGUGAAGAACAGAACCAGCUGAGGAAGGACACGGGACGCCACGCUCACCGGGGUCUGCACUGAGCAGGCACCUUCCGGGAACAGAGAGGGGCCACUUGGCGGCUCCCUGAUGCCGCAUCUGAGAGGGAGCCGGGCCAGCGAGGCCACGAGGGCCCCAGGGCCUUUGGGCUCAGAUAGACAGAAAUCUAUCCCAAAAAUUCUGUAGCCACUGGAGAGAGAGCUCACAGGGAAGACGCAGAAAGAACACCCCCAAAGGCCCGGGCUCGGGGGGGACGUCGGCCAGGAGGGGGAGGGUCCCCAAGGCCCACAGAGGCCAGAGCCAGACCAGAGGGCAGCAUGUUGGCACCACACGCCAGAGGAUCAGUCUCAGGGUACUGUGUCCACUGGGCUUCACUUUCCCGCUAAGGAAAAUGACCCUUGGACUCCUAGAAAGGAAAGACUAUAAAUGAAAAGACCCAAAGCUCUACCUUUUGCAUAGACAGGGAAACUGAGGAAGGAUCAUGUAGCUAGUAAGGGUCCCUCAGACUCAUUGGUCUGAUGCACUCUCUGGGCACCCAGGAGUCGCAGGGAACAUGAGGAAAGGAAGGGCACAGUCAAUGGCUGCUACUCAGCAGGAGCAAGAGUCCUCACAGCCAAAGACAAGCGCUCUCUCCCCGAAACUCCUUAGAUGAAGCUGCUCAAGCAGACCCUCGGCACGCUCCAGACGCAGACAGCUGAGCGAGCGCUUUGUGCCCUCGAGGCCAAGGCCCAGAGCUCCGGCGGAAGGCGGGGCGCUCAGCACAAGGAAGCCAAUGAACACGCAGCCACCCAGGCAAGACAACGAGCGACCUGAGCGGCGCCCGAGCGGGCCAACGCAGCGCCCUGCAGCCCCACUCCUCCACAAAUGGCUCCGCCCGGCAAGACCUCACCAGGGUCAAGCCCCCAGUGGCCGGCUGUGCCAAGUCCGGCCGCACCGUCAGGGCACAGAGGCCAGAGAAUGCCCAACAUGUCGGCGGGGAGCCUUCUGGGCCAGAGCCUGGGCUGACAGCCCUCAGGAGGCCGCUGGGGCUGCUCCCCGCUACAUUGUCGCUGCAUCGUGGCUGUGUCCUGGCUACAUUGUUGCAGAGGAGAUGCCUCGGUCACAUGGAGACACAGGCAACAGACACAAAGUAACCCAAGGCAGCCCACAGCCCCUCCCUUCUCUCUACCCUGAGGGAGAAAGCCUUGGGACUCGCUCAGUGCCGGAAAUGAGGUCACAGACAGGUCCCGGCUCUUCCCUGCCUCCCAUUCCCGCCUGUCAGGGUGCAGGAAAUGCCCGGAGCACCGCCCCUUCUCCUGCCCACCCACAGCUGCCCUCAGCGCCGCAAGCACCCUCUUGCUUUGUCUUUUAUUUCUGGGGCCCGGCCUCUUGCCCCCCAGCUCUGUUAUUUCUGGGACGCGGCCCCCGUCUCCGUUAUUUCUGUGGCGCGGCCUCUUGCCCCCCGUCUCCGUUAUUUCUGGGGCGCGGCCUCUUGUCCCCCGUCUCCGUUAUUUCUGGGACGUGGCCCCCGUCUCCGUUAUUUCUGGGGCGCAGCCUCUUGCCCCCCCGUCUCCGUUAUUUCUGGGGCGCGGCCUCUUGUCCCCCGUCUCUGUUAUUUCUGGGACACGGCCCCCAUCUCCGUUAUUUCUGGGGCGCAGCCUCUUGCCCCCCGUCUCCGUUAUUUCUGGGGCGCGGCCUCUUGCCCCCCGUCUCCGUUAUUUCUGGGACGCGGCCCCCAUCUCCGUUAUUUCUGGGGCGCAGCCUCUUGCCCCCCGUCUCCGUUAUUUCUGGGACGCGGCCCCCAUCUCCGUUAUUUCUGGGGCGCAGCCUCUUGCCCCCCGUCUCCGUUAUUUCUGGGGCGCGGCCUCUUGCCCCCCGUCUCCGUUAUUUCUGGGACGCGGCCCCCAUCUCCGUUAUUUCUGGGGCGCAGCCUCUUGCCCCCUGUCUCCGUUAUUUCUGGGGCGCGGCCUCUUGCCCCCCCGUCUCCGUUAUUUCUGGGGUGCAGCCUCUUGCCCCCCGUCUCCGUUAUUUCUGGGGUGCAGCCUCUUGCCCCCCGUCUCCGUUAUUUCUGAGGCGCGGCCUCUUGCCCCCCGUCUCCGUUAUUUCUGAGGCGCGGCCUCUUGUCCCCCGUCUCCGUUAUUUCUGGGGCGCAGCCUCUUGCCCCCCCCGUCUCCGUUAUUUCUGGGGUGCAGCCUCUUGCCCCCUGUCUCCGUUAUUUCUGAGGUGCGGCCUCUUGUCCCCCGUCUCCGUUAUUUCUGGGAUGCGGCCCCCAUCUCCGUUAUUUCUGGGGCGCGGCCUCUUGUCCCCCGUCUCCGUUAUUUCUGGGGCGCAGCCCCCAUCUCCGUUAUUUCUGAGGCGCGGCCUCUUGUCCCCCGUCUCCGUUAUUUCUGGGGCGCGGCCUCUUGUCCCCCGUCUCCGUUAUUUCUGGGGCGCGGCCUCUUGCCCCCCCCGUCUCCGUUAUUUCUGGGGUGCAGCCUCUUGCCCCCUGUCUCCGUUAUUUCUGAGGUGCGGCCUCUUGUCCCCCGUCUCCGUUAUUUCUGGGAUGCGGCCCCCAUCUCCGUUAUUUCUGGGGCGCGGCCUCUUGUCCCCCGUCUCCGUUAUUUCUGGGACGCAGCCCCCAUCUCCGUUAUUUCUGAGGCGCGGCCUCUUGUCCCCCGUCUCCGUUAUUUCUGGGGCGCGGCCUCUUGCCCCCCGUCUCCGUUAUUUCUGGGACGCGGCAGUCUCCCAUCCACACAGACACCGCCACAGAUCCAGCUGCCAGCCCCUUCUUUUCUCUUCCUUUCAUCUCCACCAGCGCCUGGAAGGCAGCUGCUUUCAUGGGGCCUUGCUCCCUUCCCCCUCACCACCACCAUGGGUAUGUGACCAUCUCUUCUCUCUCUUCAAAUUCUCAGAGAACACCCCCAUCCUUAACACCUCAGCAUUUCUCGUCCCCUCCGGAGACAACAAGGCUCGUGCAGGACAUUUGUCCCCUCCAUUGGACAGCCAGCAUCUGACCACCUUGGAACUCUUCUAAUUGCUCAGACGAGCCUAAACACUCAAACCCUUCAGGGUUUCCUUCGCCUCUCGUGUCCUCGUUGGCAAUGUCUGAAAGGUCCUUCCUUCCAUUAAGGAUCCAUGUCCCCGCUGGCCCCGACUUCUGCGCCUUUGUACGCCCACUACUUUGGAGACCAUUCCGAGAUCUCCUCUCUCAGAUCGCCGAAGCUGCUGAGUCUGGCGUGAUCCUGACUGCAGCUCCCCAGUGCUCCAGCUGAUUUCUGGACACUUUCUUUCCUAGGUCCCAGAACUUCCAUUCUGGGGCUCCCCUUAGAUGAUCAGUGAGUUCCCUUGAUCUUUACAAAAGAGGGAAAACCCUCUGCCCCUAAAUGCUCUGAAGAGUUCACUUAUUUUGAAGAAGGUCACGCUCAGGUUUUUUACCUCAGCAUGGAUUUCAGGGACUCCGAUCAUUCUCAGAUUAUCUCCUUUUUGGACCGUUGUCAGUUGUGUGGGGGCGUUUUUAAAUCGGCUUAGAUUUUCCUCUAUUUUGCCCAUCUUUUGGUUUUGCUCUAACAUUUCUUGCUGCUUCGUGGGGUGAUUUCUAUGGGGUACAGUCUAGCAUUAGUUCUGAAGGCUCUUCUUUGGGGAAGGUUUGUCUUUCUCUUCUGAUCCUUUUCUCAAGAGUUUUUAUUUCACUUUCAUUCCUCUAGGGAUUCAUGGACUCUUCAUGGAAAACCUACUGUUUCUUCUCCAUUUCUGUUGGCAAAUGUUAUGGAGUCAAUUGAGCCUUUCAAGAGUGACAUCAUAUAGAGACCACUGGGCAUCUUCUUUGGUCCCAAAUGGGGCUCUGUCUCCCUGGCUCCCGUGGAGGGAGAGGAUCAGCUCUCCCCAGAGUCUGCAGACAGUGUCGGGCUCCCGAGCUCCAAAGCCUGAUGGGGCAGGAUCGGAGAUCUUCUAGGCCCUGCAGGUUCCUGAAGCUUCCCCACUCCCCACCCCAGGGCUCUUGGGAGCAGCUCAGCUCCGUCAGCUUAGAGGGGCAAAGCUAUCUUGCCGCCUGGGGACUUUGCAGUAGUUCUUUCUGCAGUUCUGAGAAGAAAUCACUGAGGUUUUUUGCCCCCGCGGGCCGCACAGACAGCUACUGCAGCCCGCCAAUGCAAGGGCUCCAAGUCCUAGGAAACAAGGGCCUAGAAAACCCCAUGCUGACACCGCCCAGGCACUAGUAUAUUUUUAUUUAUUCUGUUAACUCAUUUCCAUCAGGUUCCAUGUCUGCCUCCCUUUUCCCCAGCCAUGAUACGACCAUGACCACAGGGCACUCCCUGAGAGACUGGAGAGAGACGGUGACAGAGCCCU